AUGGCUUCUCUAUUCAAGGAUUUAGCCAAGAUUUCAGCAUAUAGGGAUAGAAGGUUUCCAGGAACACAAGAAGAAUUUGAAGAUGCUUUGUUAAAGUCGAUAACUGUUUAUAUGGGGAAUAUGUCAUUCUACACAACAGAGGAGCAAGUAUAUGAGCUGUUCUCUCGUGCUGGAGAGAUUAAAAGGAUAGUGAUGGGGUUAGAUAAGAAUUCCAAAACUCCUUGUGGAUUCUACUUUAUGAUAUACUACUCUAGAGAUGACACUGAAGACUCUAUCAAAUAUAUCAGUGGGACAAUUCUUGAUGAUUGCCCUAUUCAUGUGGAUUUUGAUUGGGGAUUUCAAGAAGGUAGGCAAUGGGGCCGUGGUAGGAGUGGUGAACAGGUACGGGACGAAUAUCGUAUCGACUAUGAUCCAGGUCGUGGUAGUUAUGGAAAAUUGGUCCAAAAGAAAUUGAAAGCACAAAGGCAACUAGUGGAUUAUACUACAGGAUCAUUGGGCGCGUACCCACCAGUUUUGCCGCCACCUUAUUAUGGUAGACAUGGUGGAAAUCAUGGUCAUGGAGGAUCUUAUCGACAUGGCAGAGAUUAUCAUCGCAAGCGUCACAGGGAAGAUGACCACCAUCGAUCAGAUUAUUCAAAGAGGAGUUAUGAUCGUGAAUCUCGGAGAACCUCUUAUCAUAAAUCCAGACCGGAGAAGAAUCCACGUUUUCAUGAGAGUGGUGAUUCUGAUAAAGAGGAUGAUGAAGAUAGGAAGCAACUUCAUUUCUCAGUGUACCUAGUUAUAGCUAGAGUAUCAUUUUUGACAACCCCGAUAAAGCGACUUAUGGUCUAUGCACAUCAUGUUGAGGAGGACAAGAAGAAAGCUAUGGAGGAGCAUCAGUGCAAGAAAGCAAGGUUGGUAUGUAAUGAGUCUAAUCACCAGAAGAGUGGUAAUGGCAACAGGUCGUUCUUUCAGAAAAGGUCAUCUGGUUAUGCACCAUCAUCAACAAGUCCAAUGACACCAAGUAAUAUGAAUUAUUAG
Molecule: messenger RNA, 1020 nt
Organism: Solanum dulcamara
Lineage: Eukaryota; Viridiplantae; Streptophyta; Magnoliopsida; Solanales; Solanaceae
Product: nuclear cap-binding protein subunit 2-like
Exons: 11
Coding region: 1-1020 (339 amino acids)
Biological process (GO): mRNA cis splicing, via spliceosome
Cellular component (GO): nuclear cap binding complex
Molecular function (GO): RNA cap binding
Source: RefSeq, a predicted model, not a curated record